AUGUUGUUGAAGUCGGUUCUGACCUCGGGUCUCCUGGCCCUGUCUAUGGGAGUGGAGAUUGUCGAGGCUGCGAAAUUCGGACGUCUCGGUAAUCUCGUUCGUGCUCCUCUGGAGCGUGCGAAGAGGGUUGUUGAGACGACGCACGCCAAAGCAAUUCGUUCUAAGCAGGACUUCCGCUUCUUGAGCUCCAAGACCAAGAAGUACCUGGUCAACAGCCUGCCCGAUGUCAAUUUCGACCUUGGAGAGAUGUACUCGGGUCUCGUCCCUAUUAAAGAGGGUGAUGAUUCGCGACAGUUGUUCUUCGUCUUCCAGCCCACCAUUGGUGAGCCUGUCGAUGAGGUUACCAUCUGGCUGAAUGGUGGUCCCGGCUGCAGUUCCAUGGAGAGUUUCCUGCAGGAGACUGGCCGUUUCCUCUGGCAACCUGGUACUUUUGCGCCCGUUGAGAACCCCUACUCUUGGGUGAAUCUGACCAAUGUGCUUUGGGUCGAUCAGCCCGUUGGAACCGGUUUCUCUAUUGGCAAACCAACUGCCACCACCCAGGAGGAGACUGCGCAGGACUUCGUUAAGUUCUUCAAGAACUUCCAGAAGACUUUCGGUAUCAAGAACUUCAAGAUCUUCGUGACCGGUGAGAGUUAUGCUGGCCGCUACGUCCCAUACAUCUCGGCCGCCAUGCUAGACGAGAAGAACAAGGAAUACUUUGACUUGCAGGGUGCUUUGGCCUACGACCCUUGCAUUGGUCAAUUUGACUACGUCCAGGAGGAGAUCCCCGCCGUGCCAUUUGUCCAGAAGCACGCGAACAUGUUCAACUUCAACGAAACUUUCAUGACUGAGCUCGAGCACCUACACAAGGAAUGUGGCUAUGCCGACUUCAUCGACAAGUAUCUGACCUUCCCUCCCCCUCACGAGCAGCCGCCUCUGUUCUUCAACUACACAACAGAUGCGAAGUGCGACGUGUUCGACCUCAUCUAUGAUGAAACCUUCAAAGUCAACCCGUGCUGGGAUCUCUACGAGGUUAACUCCGUAUGUCCUUUGCAGUGGGACGUCCUGGCGUUCCCCGGCUCCCUGAACUAUCAAGCGCCCGGAUCGACGGUGUACUUCGACCGUGAGGACGUCAAAAAGGCGAUGCACGCCCCCAACAUUACCUGGUCCGAGUGCUCGAAUGAAGCCGUCUUCGUUGGUGGCAAUGCCGGCCCCGAACAAGAGGGCGACCUCUCCGCCAAUCCCAUUGAGAAGGUCCUCCCUCAAGUCAUCGAAGCCACUAACCGCGUUCUCAUCGGCAACGGUGACUAUGACAUGGUCAUCAUCACCGACGGUACUCUCCUGUCUAUCCAAAACAUGACCUGGAACGGCAAGCUGGGCUUCCAGGAGAAGCCCGAGACCCCCAUCGACAUCGAGAUCCCAGAUCUCAUGUACAAGUGGGUAUUCGACGAUAACGGUUACAACGGUCUCGAUGGCGGCCAGGGUAUCAUGGGUAUCCAGCACUACGAGCGUGGCCUGAUGUGGGUUGAGACGUACAUGUCCGGCCACAUGCAGCCGCAGUACCAGCCGCGUUCUUCAUACCGUCACCUGGAAUGGGUGCUUGGUCGCACCGAUCAUAUCUGA
This is a messenger RNA of Penicillium atrosanguineum, 1602 nucleotides long. It is a transcript of the gene sxa2, whose product is annotated as putative pheromone processing carboxypeptidase (Sxa2). Gene Ontology annotation, molecular function: serine-type carboxypeptidase activity. The transcript has 4 exons. The record is from RefSeq and is a predicted model, not a curated record. Lineage: Eukaryota; Fungi; Ascomycota; Eurotiomycetes; Eurotiales; Aspergillaceae. Gene Ontology annotation, biological process: proteolysis. The coding region runs from base 1 to 1602 and encodes 533 amino acids.